CCUAAUUCCAGAAGGCUCAACUUCUGAAAUGUUCAGCCACCUGUAGACACACUGACAAAUCCAGUCCUGAGGUCUCCACUUAAACGUGUCCCGCUGUGACUGUGAGGGCCAUCCAGGAGUCGAGUGCGAGCGUGUGAAGUGUGUGUGAAGUGUGUGUGAACAGUCACCCAUUCACUCAGAGGAUAUAUAAGCGGACCGAAGAGAGAAGGCGGCUGAGAACAACGCAAGAAACACACAGACACUCACUCACACAUAAACACAAGCACUUUCAAAGGGGCAAGGAAGUUUGCACUAACUCUUCUACUCAGGACCAAGACUUUUGAGACACACUUGGGACAGCUUCAGUAUUGGAUCACAACUGCUGGUAGGAGUGAUGUCUGUGUCUCUGUGGUGUGAGGAGGAAGAGGGCCAGGACAGGACUCAGUCUUCAGUCCGAGCCCCGUGGGACCCCAGCGCCUCCGGACUGAGAGUUAUUCAGAGACUUCUGCAGUCAGAGGAAAGAUACCUGCCCUCUCCUCUCUACAUCUCUCUCAUCCAGAGAGAACCACAGCGCAGAGAGGAACUGGCCAAGUGGACCAUGGAGGUGUGCUGUGAAUGUGACUGUGAUGAGUCUGUAUUUCCCCUGGCUGUCUCCCUGUUGGAUCGAUAUCUGUCGGCCACUCUAUCCCUGCCUGUCUCUCCAUCCUGUCUAGCUGCAGCUUGCGUUCUGGUGGCCUCAAAACUGACAGAAAGUGACACAGUUAGUGCAGAUACGCUCUGUGCGGCAGCAGAGUACGACUUUCUCUCGUCAAACCUGCGGGAAAUGGAGCGUGUGGUGCUGGCGACUCUGCGGUGGGAUGUGGCAGCAGUGACUCCUCAGGACUUCAUCCCACACUUCCUGCGCACUCUCGGGGAACUCAGGGACGGAGACGCGCAUACAGGAGACUUUCUCGCCACGCUGCGGCGCCACAGCGAUACACUUGUUGCCUUGUGUGUGUGUGACUCGCGCUUUCUGGGAACUCCUCCUUCACUGGUGGCUGCGGCUGCACUGAACUCUGCCCUGAGGGGUUUAAGGGCCAAGAGUGCGGGAGAGCUGAGUGUCAUGACCUCUGCCCUGGCCACGCUCUGUCAGACUGAUGUGGCGGUGCUGCAGUGCUGCACUGAGCUGAUAGAGGGCGCUCUCAGGGAGAGACUGAGGAACGGAGCACAAGAGGAGAAAGAUGGUGAUAUUGAAGAGGAGAGAGCCAGCACACCCACAGACCUAAGAGAAAUAGACUUUUAAUACGGGGUUGAUUUAUGAGUGAUAUUUAUUCUGCGUCUCACUUUUAUUUAUCAGUAAAACUGAUUUAAACACAAUGUGACAUUUACGUUUUGUCUUAUGUAACUUCUGAAGUGAUCUAAUUUAUAAUCAUUUUUAUUUAUUUGUUUGAGGGAUUACGAUUUACUUGUGCCAUAUUUAUUAAUUUCUAUUGCCAUAACUGUAAUUGUGAUGACUUAUGUAUUUCAGGUUUGUCCUUUUCGCUUUAUGUAUUACAUUUAUACUUUUUAUAUUAUCAUAUUAUUUAUUGCGUGCACAUUUUUAUAUUUAAUUUAUUUUGUUUGUCAGUGUUUCAACCUUUUUGUAAUCAGAGUGUUGGAUAAAAAUGAAUAUCUAUUUUUCGAAGUAAUUAAAAUAAAGUUUCUAUG
This is a messenger RNA of Onychostoma macrolepis, 1665 nucleotides long. RefSeq names its product cyclin Dx (gene ccndx). The record is from RefSeq and is a predicted model, not a curated record. The coding region runs from base 374 to 1261 and encodes 295 amino acids. Gene Ontology annotation, biological process: positive regulation of G1/S transition of mitotic cell cycle; mitotic cell cycle phase transition; regulation of cyclin-dependent protein serine/threonine kinase activity. Gene Ontology annotation, cellular component: cyclin-dependent protein kinase holoenzyme complex; nucleus; cytoplasm. Gene Ontology annotation, molecular function: cyclin-dependent protein serine/threonine kinase regulator activity. NCBI's taxonomy places the organism in Eukaryota, Metazoa, Chordata, Actinopteri, Cypriniformes, Cyprinidae. The transcript is spliced from 6 exons.